GCAAACAGUCCAAGGGAAAUGUACGUCUGUACCGUAUUGGGUGUUUCUUACUAAUAUCAAUCUGCCUGGUCCUGCUGUUGGUCGUCAUUAUCCUUGGUGUGAAACUCCAAACUGGAUCCACUGUGUGCGCAGAAACAGAGAGAGGGUGCAGCUAUGAGCAAUGCAAGGAUCGCUUCCCCAGCAUUCAACUCAGACCUGAGGAUCCCGGCCAUAAGCGGUGCUCAGAUGGUUGGCUGACUUUUGGCCAAUCAUGUUUUUACUUGUCCACCUACAGGCUGAACUGGGACAAGAGCCAGAGGAACUGCACAUCUAGAGGAGGAUCUUUGGCUGUCAUCACCAGCCAGGAAGUUCAGGAGUUUCUGACUAUAAAGGGGGAAGGGUUUCACUGGAUUGGGUUGAGAAAAAGAGAAAGCACAUGGGCCUGGGUCAAUGGCACUGUACUGCAAAAGAGUUACUGGAAAGAAGAUCCACCAUCACGAGACUGUGGGAUCCUGAGCGGUAAAGACCCACCUGAGAAGAACUGGAUCACAGCAUCCUGCCAAUCCACCACUUACUUCAUCUGUCAGGUUAAGUUCUGACAGUAUCUGUCUUCUCUAAAAGAUGAAUAAGCAAAACAAUUUUCUGUCAACAAUGAUCUACUCACAUUUCCCAUAAUCUCUCUUUCCACUUCACACCAAAAUCAAUAGCAUUCUGCAAGGAAAGACAAUGAAGCUACACAGAUAACAGAUGUUUUGUAUUUAGAGCUGUUUAGUCAGUUUAUAUUUCCCUGCAGCAUUCUGUAGCAUAUUUUGUAUUCUAAUAUCAUUGAUUAUGCUUGUAAGAACUUGUAAACAUUAGUCUAGUUAUACACUGUAUGAUUCCAUACACUUUUCACAUUUGGCCAGUGAGUUUGUUUCAACAAGGUUUUAUUCUCUUAUAAAAUGUUUGUGCAACCACAUAAUAAGUUGAAUGUGUGUAUUUGACUUUAUUUUGGCUUAUUAUUUUAUUGCUACAUUUAUUUUUAAAUGAAGUCGGGGUCCGUCUGCAGAGGAACCAACAAACAAGGAAAACACACAUCUCUUAUAGAUUUCAGAACUCUUAUUACAACCAGUCAUGUUUGACCAACACCUUUUGGGUAAUAGCCAAGGUCAAGGUUAUUUUUAUGGUCUUUAUGGAAGAAUUAAUAGUCACACCGUCGAUGCCAUAGCCAAACAGUUUUCUAAAAAGGCGCACGGUAAUGACUUUACACACUACUACAGUAGACAGGACAUAUCACCAUUAAAUAGUUCGUUCCUGUUAUUUCUAAAGUGUUCUGAUAUUACAAAGUCCAGUUUGCUCUGCAUCACUGAUGUGACCUUGGUUCCCAUCACCCUGUCACUGUGCCAAGAACACUGAUCAACCCAAAACAGGAAACACACUUUGUGCUUGUUGUAUAAAGAAAACAGAAACAAAAAUAUAAUAACAAAUACUUAAGAUUAUAAAACCGGGAAUUGUUAAUAAUAGCAAAAUCACAUGUCUUUUUCUCAUACUUUACCAAACUUGUAACAGUCUUUACUGGAAACAUCCUGCAGGCUGCUGUCUCAAAUGAAGACACAGAGAAUACAGACGGCUAAACAAUACAUAUGUGCGUCAUAUGAUAGGUAUAAAAUAAUUACUGGUUGUGUGAAUGAUUCAACCACUUUUGCCCAUGUGACAAUGGAUUUGUUUUUCUCAAGUUUAGACAGUGCUUGUUGUUGGCUCUGUCAAAUUAUACUUUUUGAACUGAUUUUCAGAUUCCAAUUCUACAGGUCUACAGUAUGUUUCUAUUGAAUGCUUUCUAUUGUUAGGUUGACAAAAAUUGCCUUAAUAUUUAAUGUGGUGUUUGAAUUUGAGCUGUAAAGAGUUUCAUUUUUCAUGAAACAUUCUUUGUGUCUUACUAUAUAUCUCUAAGAAAUUUGUGUAAAUCUAAAAAAAGUUCAAAGUGACUUACAGAUGGAGUUGGGACAAAAUAAAUGCCGAAUUCUAAAACAGAAAGCUUCCUUUCGUUUACCUGGGAUCUGGUCAUUGAACGACUAAGCUGAUCUUUUCCUUUUGCCCCGCCAUGUGUGCCAAAAUGCAUUGGUCCUUUGUGUUUGCAUUAAAAUUGCCCGGAACACUGCAAGUGUUGCCAGACUUUUUGCUUUCAGUUAGAUUUCCUGCGUUUAUACAUCUUGACAGUAGGUGAAGUUGUAUCAAUAACGUCUGCUGUGUACAAAUUAU
This is a messenger RNA of Monopterus albus (swamp eel), 2217 nucleotides long. Its product is annotated as C-type lectin domain family 4 member E-like. The record is from RefSeq and is a predicted model, not a curated record. The annotation marks the transcript as partial. The transcript has 5 exons. Lineage: Eukaryota; Metazoa; Chordata; Actinopteri; Synbranchiformes; Synbranchidae.